Actinia tenebrosa (Australian red waratah sea anemone) is the source of this 2280-nucleotide messenger RNA. Its product is annotated as dopamine receptor 1-like. NCBI's taxonomy places the organism in Eukaryota, Metazoa, Cnidaria, Anthozoa, Actiniaria, Actiniidae. Gene Ontology annotation, biological process: G protein-coupled receptor signaling pathway. Gene Ontology annotation, cellular component: plasma membrane. Gene Ontology annotation, molecular function: G protein-coupled receptor activity. The record is from RefSeq and is a predicted model, not a curated record.
CAGGUUAAUGCACUUGUCUUUCGUAUUCGCUUGUUUUGAACCUUUGAUAACAAAGAGCCAUGCCAAACCUCUCAAUUUCCGUCCCAAAUCUAACCACCUCGACAACCGUUUCUUCUAUCCUGAACAACUUCAAGGAAUCGAGUUUAGGUCAAGUGUUGACCAGACCUGAUAUUCUAACUCUUGCUCUCUUCUUGUCUAUAUUGAUUGUCCUAUGUGGUGUUGGUAAUGCAUUGGUUUGUAGGACCAUCUUYGUGACUAGAAGACUUCAUUUUCCUGGCUAUUACUUUGUAGCAAGCUUGGCUGUCGCCGACUUUCUAGUUGGGGUCUUUGUGCUACCUCUAUCACUGGCAUAUAUGAUGACAUUUCAAAUGAAAGGAUAUUGGAUAUUCGGUGAAGCAGUAUGUGAUGUCUGGGUGCUAGCAAGUAUGUGGUUCGGUUGCGCAUCCAUCUUGAAUCUCUGCGCAGUCACGUGGGACCGUUACAUCGCAGUGACGUCACCGCUCCUCUACGUAAUGCGCAUGAGUGAUCGUCACGUGAUCCGACUGAUCGUAGGUAUCUGGUCCACAUCCUUCAUUGCUGCGAUAAUAAAUUGCUACGGCCUCAAAAUGUCUCCGACAAGAGUUUUGUGUGAGGUGUCGGGUCUACCUUUGAUUUAUAGCUCCAUUGACUUUCUUCUUCUUUUCCUCUUGCCUUUGGUGUGCGUCGUCUUCGUCAACUGUAAGAUAUGGAUUAUUGCCACGCGUCAAUUGAAGCGGAUACAAGCACAGGUACCCCAAGCAAUAGAACUGAACGAAACCCAGGACACUUCCGUUGUCGAUACCUCGAGUUCUCAAAGCCAAACAUCGAGAAACCGCACAUUUAAGAAAGAAAUCAAAACCUUCCGCACGUUCCUCAUUGUGAUUGGCUCAUUCUUCUGUAGUUGGACGCCAUUUUAUUUGAUGGUAUUCAUCGAUUCGUUUUCAAAAGUGAUUGGUGUUGUAGCCCACUUUUGCGUCAUUUUAACUUACGUGAAUAGUGCUUCUAAUCCUUUAAUAUACGGAAUCUUCAAUCGAGAAUUCAGAAAUGCAUUAUUUCGGAGCUUAAAAUGUCGAACAUAACUUAUUGGUUUUGAUAAAGGCGUGAUUACAACGAAGCCAUUUUCUCUGAAACUUGUCUCUCAACAGUGCAAGAGUGUUUACACGAUGCAACGGGAUGCAAUCGUUGCCAAAAGUAGAAAAAAAUUCUACUUUUCGCAACGAUUGCUACAACUUGUAGGUUACACGCUGCAAUGCUCUAUGCAAUUUGUGUCGCAAAUCGUUGCGAGACAAGUUGCAGAGAAAAAUACUCCGCGUAAUCGCGCCUUAUAUUUUAAGUGUUCUAGAUAUCUUUCUGCUUUCCAGGACAAACAGAGGGUUCUAGCACAAAAAAGUGCGAACCAAAUAAACUGAUAUGAACAGAGGCACGAAAAAAGUUCUGGAGCUAAUAUAAGAAAAAAGAAAGAAAGACUGUUGUAAAUAGUUGAAACAAUAAGUAUAUACCAAGCCAAUCAGAACGCGCGAUCUUUUAGGAUACCGGACCGGGAAAAAAUAAAUAUAAAAUAUGUAGACAGUUUCUGAAACAACAUCUGACUGAUCUACGGACAGGACAGAACUAACUCACAGAUCGAAUUAGACUGAUUCCCUAAGUCGUAGUUUUCGCUGGAAUCAUAGCCUACGUCACAUCCGGAAUUUUCUUCGUAAGACCGUAUUUACGAAGAAAAUUCCGGAUGUGACGCAGGCUACUGAAAUCAGUGUCAAGAUCGAAUUGAAAUUUAGCUGGUUGAGUUGUUACGAAAACUAGAGAACCAGGAAAAAAAUCGAAUCAAGGGAGAAACCUAACAAACUCUACUCGUAUGUACUCACAUUUGCACUACCGCGAAAAUUGUGCGCACAAUAUCCCAGGAUCUCUGCACUGUCAGGAAAAAGUGCUUGACUUCAUGUCACGAUCAGUCACGUAAUCUUGUCAUGCACUACCGCGCAAAUUGUGGGCACAAUUUCCCAGGAUCUCUGCACUGUCAGGAAAAACUGCUUGACUUCAUGUCACGAUCAGUCACGUAAUCCUGUCAUGCACUACCGCGCGAAUAGCGUAGCGCAGCCGUGACGUCAUAAAAACGAAGACAAAGGCGAAAUUCGGACAAACAAACUUACAAGUUUACUUUCAGCAGAUAAUUUUCACAGCCGAUCGCAGUUGAUCUUAGUUUACAUGGGUUAUUAUUGUAACUGUAACAGCGCCAUCUUAAGACCCACCUUCUUAAAUUAGCAU